Messenger RNA from Schistocerca serialis cubense, 1066 nucleotides. It is a transcript of the gene zetaCOP, whose product is annotated as coatomer subunit zeta-1. Bases 235 to 771 code for a protein of 178 amino acids. Gene Ontology annotation, cellular component: COPI vesicle coat. Gene Ontology annotation, biological process: intra-Golgi vesicle-mediated transport; retrograde vesicle-mediated transport, Golgi to endoplasmic reticulum; intracellular protein transport. The record is from RefSeq and is a predicted model, not a curated record. NCBI's taxonomy places the organism in Eukaryota, Metazoa, Arthropoda, Insecta, Orthoptera, Acrididae. The transcript is spliced from 5 exons.
UUGACGUUGACAAUGUAAAUCGUUGCUUUUUUUGUGGACAAGUGUGUUGCAGUUGGAAGAAACCUAAUAUAAGCUACAAGUAAACAUAAUUUUAAGUUGGGAAGGUGCUAGCAGUUCAGCGUUGUCUGGUUUUUACGUUAAGUGUAAUUCGUUAUUCGUUAUAUAACACUGUUAGCGUCUUGUUGCUUUCUGUAGCGAACACGACUGACGUGGAACUUUGGGUGAUAGAACACCAUGGAUUGUUCGUACAUGGAACCGAGCCUGUACACUGUGAAAGGCAUUGCAAUACUUGACAAUGAUGGAAAUAGGAUCCUUGCAAAAUACUAUGACAAAAAUAUAUUUCCAUCUGCGAAAGAGCAAAAAACUUUUGAAAAAAAUCUUUUCACCAAAACGCACAGGGCUAAUGCAGAAAUUAUAAUGUUGGAUGGUUUGACAUGUGUGUACAGGUCAAACGUUGAUCUUUUUUUCUAUGUAAUGGGCAGUUCCCAAGAGAAUGAGUUAAUUCUUGUGAGUGUACUGAAUUGCCUGUAUGACGCUGUCAGUCAGAUCCUUAGAAAAAAUGUGGAAAAACGAGUUGUCCUGGAAAACUUGGAUAUAGUAAUGCUGGCUCUGGAUGAAAUUUGUGAUGGAGGGAUUAUUAUGGAAGCAGAUCCAUCUGCCCUUGUUUCAAGAGUUGCUUUGAGAGUGGAUGACAUUCCUCUUGGUGAUCAGACUGUCUCUCAGGUCUUCCAGUCAGCGAAAGAACAGUUCAAAUGGCCCAUUCUAAAAUGAUGGAGGCUGACAUAGGCUGGCAGAGCCAGUAUGAAAAGUGAUUAGAGGAAAAUUGAAAGUGUACAGGCAGUGGGAUUGUGCAUUAAACGAUUGACAGUCUAUGAAAAGUAUAUGUUUGUAGAAGUGAGAUGGACUUGCUGCAGUGAACAAACAUUUGGUGUUUUGUGGAUGAAACAUGUAAUGUUGAAAGUGUUGGUGCCUUGUAAUUGGAGUGACUUGUUGCUCAUGUACACUUUUUUUCUGAACAGCCAUUCCCUUCCCUGAAAGGUCCUUAUUAAAUAGACAUUACCUCAAA